Aspergillus glaucus CBS 516.65 is the source of this 399-nucleotide messenger RNA. RefSeq lists its product as uncharacterized. NCBI's taxonomy places the organism in Eukaryota, Fungi, Ascomycota, Eurotiomycetes, Eurotiales, Aspergillaceae. The annotation marks the transcript as partial. The record is from RefSeq and is a predicted model, not a curated record. The transcript has a single exon.
ACUAGGCCACGGCUCAGACCUCAUGUCCCUGUAGGAAAGCCGGCGAAAGCCGGCGCAGUACAACGCCGUACACCAGGAACUGCGUCUGAGAGUGUCACGAUCAUUUUCAAGACUCGCAGCGGGAGCGGCGAAUGGGACACGGUGGUCCACGAGCUGGUGGUCGACCAGUCUGAUCCGCCCCCAGUGGAGCAAAUGGCUAAGAAGGACGCGCGAGAUCGGAUGGCUAUAUUCUAUGACAAGAGUCUCCGCACAAUUCCCCCCACGCAGUGCUUCGAUGCGGCCAUUGAGGAUGGGACCAACACCAUUCUUAUAGCGUUCGGAGACGAGUUGGUUGUUGAUGAGGAGGCGGUGGUGUCAGUCUCACGGGCGCUGGGAGCCGAGCAGGGAAAGCAGGCCAAA